This is a messenger RNA of Penicillium manginii, 768 nucleotides long. RefSeq names its product sterol desaturase family protein. Gene Ontology annotation, molecular function: iron ion binding; C-4 methylsterol oxidase activity. The record is from RefSeq and is a predicted model, not a curated record. Gene Ontology annotation, biological process: ergosterol biosynthetic process. Bases 1 to 768 code for a protein of 255 amino acids. Lineage: Eukaryota; Fungi; Ascomycota; Eurotiomycetes; Eurotiales; Aspergillaceae. The transcript is spliced from 2 exons.
AUGUAUGACAGCCUGAUCUCACAGGCUACGGCUUUCUGGUCAGACAUCGUGUCGACUUACUCCCCACAGCGAAUUGAAUUCAUCGGAACGCUGCUUAUCCAAGUUGUUUCGUUCUGGCUCCCAUCGCUAUUCUAUCUAUCCUUGGACACACUUGCGCCGGCAUUUUCGCAAAAACACAAGAUCCAGCCCGCGCCUAAGCAGCCGACUCGUCGUGACAUCCUACAUUGUUUCUGGGUUGUCACCCAGAAUCAAAUUCUCUCCAGCGUCUUGCAUAUUUCGCUCAUUAAUGUCUCCUCUCAUUUCGGAUCAAAGCCAUCUUACCGAGUCGAAGCAGCCCUGCCACCUGUCCUCGAAUUCGCUCGGGAUUUCAUCCUCAGUCUCCUUAUGCGCGAAGCACUAUUUUAUUACAGCCAUCGUCUCCUGCAUGUUCCAUAUCUCUAUAAAUUGAUUCACAAAAAGCAUCAUCGAUUUACGGCUCCCAUCGCCUUGGCAGCCCAAUAUGCCCAUCCGAUUGAACAGAUCUUCGCCAAUGCGUUACCAAUCUCUCUGCCCCCGCAGAUCUUGCAUAGCCAUGUGCUGACAUUCUGGUCAUUCCUUGCUUAUGAGCUUUUCAAUACUGCAACUGUGCAUAGCGGGUAUGAUUUCUUUCACAACAAGGCUCUCGAUCAUGAUCUUCAUCAUGCAAAGUUCAAUCUGAAUUAUGGAUCGAUCGGGCUUUUCGAUUGGAUCCACCAGACGAAUAAGUUGGGCAAGCGGCACUCGGAAUAG